This is a messenger RNA of Nicotiana tabacum (common tobacco), 708 nucleotides long. Lineage: Eukaryota; Viridiplantae; Streptophyta; Magnoliopsida; Solanales; Solanaceae. The record is from RefSeq and is a predicted model, not a curated record.
GGGUGAUUAUCUUUCAAUAUAAGCUAUUGUAAGACUUUUGGGUCGCUGAUGAGAUCUUAUGAAAUAACACGUGUACGCAUAAUCAUUGCUACCCCUUCAUGUGAUAAUACGAUAAGCUUGAUAGUUAAAAAAGUCUGCUUUAGGAAUUUUUAAAGGGGAAGUACUUUUCAAUAUGCUAAGAUAUGAUCCAAUUGUGUUUUUUUGUUAGAUUAUGAAUAUUCACUCUGGGGACUGCCAGAAGGUAGCGCAGAGAGAGCAAAAGUCAAACAUGAAGUUCACAUGAGGGGUGCACGCAGGCUUGAAGAACUUUGUUUCAGAAAUGGUGGAAUUUACAUUAAGCUUGGUCAACAUUUAGGACAGCUGGAGUACUUAGUACCAGAAGAGUACGUUCGUAUAAUGAGGGAAUCCAUGUUAAAUAGAUGUCCUCAUUCAUCUUUUGAUCAAGUGCGUGAAGUUGUCAAAAAAGAGCUUGGAGGUGCACCUGAUGAAAUUUUUGAUGAAUUUGAUCCGGUUCCAAUAGCAAGUGCUUCUCUUGCUCAAGUCCAUGUUGCUCAAACGCAUGAAGGGCAAAAAGUUGCUGUCAAGGUUCAGCACACACACAUGACAGAUACUGCUGCUGCAGAUUAUGCAACUGUGGAAUUGAUAGUAAACACAUUGCAUCGAUAUUUUCCUUCCUUUGAUUACAGGUUAUAAAUAUUCUACUUUUUA